UUCGCCUGCUGAAAAAACUUUAUUUAUCUAUCAGAUCAAGAAUCAAUUACAAACUUACCAUUACGACCAAUCAUUCCUAUUUAAAGCCCUUUCCGAUCUGCCUUAAAAAUAUACAGAAUUGCAUCAGAUUGCUUUGCCUGUAAUACUCCUGAUCUUUAUUUUCCCUUCCGAUCCAAAGAUUUUUGAGUCUGUCGAGCCAAUUUCAAGAAGAUUUUUUGAGUCUGUCGAGCCAAUUUCAAGACGUGUAUCAAUUUGAGUUUGAUGCUGGGGGCAGGUAGAAUGAGUUCUACACCCGCGCCCGUCAAAACGUCCACCAGGAGAUUUUCACUCACUGGUAGGACUUCCACAUCCAAGGAUAGAACGACUCAAUUUCAUCCUUCCAAGUCCCGAAAGGCCGUCAAUGGCGUCGCCAAAAGUAACGGCCACGUUAACGGCGACGUUAACGGCAACGGUAGCAAUAACGGCGACUGCUCGCGUUAUCUGCCGAGCCGUGACGAGCUGCAGAAGGUGUUCAAGAAAUUUGACGCCAAUAAUGACGGUCAAAUAUCUUGUUCUGAGCUGCGAGGCCUGAUAGCUUCCAUGGGGCAGAAGUCGAGUGACGAUGAAGUGAACGUCAUGAUGAAGGAAGCUGAUACCGACGGCGAUGGAUUCAUCAAUUUUGACGAGUUUUAUGAGGCGAAUACCAAGGGCGUCAAUGGGAAUCGUAUCAAGAAGGACCUGGAGAGCGCGUUCCAGAUGUAUGAUCUGGAUAAAAGUGGGAAUAUUUCGGCUGAGGAGCUGCAUAAAGUUCUCAAGAGCCUGGGAGAAGUCAGCAGCAUUCAGGAAUGCCGUCAGAUGAUCAAACGCGUGGAUAAGAAUGCUGAUGGGUGUAUCAGCUUUGAGGAAUUCAUGACCAUGAUGUCUUCUCCUCACCCUUAGGGACUACUAUCAUCUAGUCUCACAAAAUAAAUAGUUCAUUUGCUCUUUUAUUAAAACUCUCAUUUUCUCUUUGUAGCAGUCAUUCUGCAUAGACAUCGCCUAGGACUACUCCUUCAUCUAAGAAAUAAUAAAGUGUUUUCAUUUAGCUUAUAA
Molecule: messenger RNA, 1071 nt
Organism: Cryptomeria japonica (Japanese cedar)
Lineage: Eukaryota; Viridiplantae; Streptophyta; Pinopsida; Cupressales; Cupressaceae
Product: probable calcium-binding protein CML23
Exons: 1
Coding region: 262-918 (218 amino acids)
Molecular function (GO): calcium ion binding
Source: RefSeq, a predicted model, not a curated record